CACUUUGCAUCCUCGCCUCCUGCCACCCCUGGGCUCCCUCUUGGGCGCGCUCCCUCUUUCCAUACCUUUCCGACGCAGCGCCCUACAGCGGAGCCCGUAGCAAUCACGGCCCCGCGUCGCACGCCGGCUGCGCGGUUUCCGCCGCCCCUGCGAACCUCGGCUCAAAGCCCGUCCGUCGCCUCGUCCGCGAGGACACGCUUGCUGCGACGGGCGCCUCCCGAUCGCGCGCUGUGCUGCCUCUUCCUCCUGCGGAGCCCACGUCACCUCUUCGCCUCCGAGCCUGGAAGAAACAAUAUGCUUCGUCGUUGACGGACACUCCUACUCGCCUCUCUCCGCACGCAAGUUUUCUCCUUCGCGUUCCUGCUACUUCGUGAUACACAACUUGCGACAAAAUAUUCCUGCGCAUUUGGCUUCCGCUUGACUCUAUAUCUCACCCGUCGAAACUUGAGAGCAUAGUGUUUCUUUUUUUUUUUUUACGGGCAUAAGUUUCCGGCCCGCGUUGCGGCAUUGUUCUUCGAAAGGGUGGCUGAGGCAUCUUAAGUUGCUUACUUUCGACUUCCUGGUUAGGUCAGCAUUUCCCGCGCCUAGAGUUGUUUGUCCUUAAGCUUAACCGGUGGGUAUAUGAAGGCUUGAAUAUAAGACCGAGCAAGUAAUAUUCGUAAAUAUUUUUUUUCAAAAGCCUGCCUUCAGCAUCUUGUAGUUUGGAAGCCAAAAAGGAUAGUCCGCACAGGGACCAAAAUGUCGCGCGAGUUUGAAGCAAAGAUACGUAACCAAAGCUGUGUUAUAUAAAUAUGGGGUUCGGCUUCGACGACGAGUUUAUUCUUGGAGAUCCAGGGGAUUUCGCUACGUAGAAAAAGAAGAAAGAAAAGAAAACGCCCAAGUCCUCAAGUUCAAGUCAUCGAGAGUGCAGUGGUCGUUGGAUUGUACGUUUCCGAGCUCGAAAGCGACAUCGCAGUGCACUCGGCGAUAGAGGAGGAGAAGGAGCACCCGCAUCCGACGCAGUGAUUGAAAGGGGUACGGAGAAGGAGACGUGGCGGCGAAAAGUUUGCGGAGGACAAUGUCAAGCAAGUUGUCUUCUUUGUCAGAGGCGAUUGCCUCGCCGCGAGAACCCGUAGUCUUCGUGUUGCAGAGAUGGUCGAUGUUGGGCGUCGAGACUUAAAAGCAGGAGCUGCCGUUGCAACACCCCCCACCACCAGCACCACCACCACCACCAUGUCCCGAUGGGGAUUGAUUAGAGCAGCCGUCGUAUACGUGUGCUUGUGGACCGUCUCCCUGCUCUCCACGAACCUCGUGGCCGAGGCGGACGAGACAUGGUUGUCGCCGGGCCGCGAGAACGACUCCUCGUCGCCGCCACUGAGCCACGAGAAGCGGCUCAUGGACUCGCUGCUGCGCCACUACGACGCCAGCGUGCGGCCCGUCAAAAACUCCUCGGAGCCUGUCAUCAUCCGUUUGGGCAUCACGCUCACGCAGAUCUUCGACCUGGACGAGAAGAAUCAAGUCCUUACAACCAUCGUUUGGCUCGACCAGGAGUGGUUCGACGAGUACCUCGUCUGGGACCCGUUGGAGUUUGGGAACUUCAGCAACCUCAGGCUGCCCUGCCAGAAGAUUUGGCUGCCAGACAUCGUUCUCUACAACAAUGCGGACGACUACACGCGGGGCUACUUCCAGACACGCGCCAUGAUCGACCCCCAGGGCCGAGUGUUCUGGCCGCCACCCACCAAGUUUCGCAGCACCUGCCCAGUGGACGUGACGUACUUCCCUUUUGACGACCAGGUGUGCACAAUGAAGUUCGGUUCUUGGAUUUACGACGGGCUUCAGGUUGACAUCCAGAACCGCACGUCCGAGGUCGACCUGGUCAACUACAUGCCCAACGGCGAGUGGGAGCUGCUUGAGGCGCGAAUGGUGCGCAACGUGGUGUACUACCCGUGCUGUCCGGACCAGCCCUUCCCGGACAUCACGGUGGUCCUGGUUAUCAGGCGCAAGACGCUCUACUACAUGUACAACGUGGUCAUGCCCUGCAUCAUGAUGUCCGUACUCACCCUGCUCGUCUUCUGUCUACCGCCGGACUCGGGCGAGAAGAUCGCACUCGGCGUCACAGUGCUGCUCGCAUUCUCCGUGUUCAUGCUGGCCAUAGCGGAGAAGAUGCCCGAGACCUCAGAGUCCAUACCCUUGCUAGGCAUCUACCUCACGGCCGUGAUGGCCAUCACAUCCAUCUCGGUCGUGAUGACAGUGAUCGUGCUCAACUUCCACUACCGUGGUCCCAGCCGCAAGGAAGUGCCCACGUGGCUCCGCCGUCUCCUGCUCGACCGAUCUUCCGCCGGUCGCGGGUGGUUCUCGAGACCGGCGCGCCGCAAGACCGUCGGCGACAACCACGUCCACUUCUACGACUUGCCGUCGCGCACAGCGGCUGCCAAGGACCGCUCCGACGACGACGGCGACGGCGGACGCCGGACGGCCGACGACACCUUCCGGCUCAUGGUCGACAGCGCCGCGAUCGGCGGCGAGUACGCCGAGCACUCGGCGAGCAACGAGUCGCCGAGCCCUGUCAUCCACGGCGACGCGGCCCGAAACAACGCCUCUGCAACAGCCAGGCACCGCCGGUGUCGCAGCGGCACAGGUGGUGGUGGCGGAUCCACGAAGCGCGUCCAGGAAGAAGUGCUGCGAACUUUGCGGUACCUACUGGAGAAGCAACAGCGCGAGGAGCAUCUCACCCGGACUGUAAAUGAGUGGCGACAGAUAGCGCUCGUGAUAGACCGCACGCUCUUCUGGUUCUUCCUGAUCAUCACAGCCGCCUCCUCCAUCUGCUUCCUUGUUGUCAUACCGAUGCAGAGGCGGGGACUGUGACUGUGACUUCAGCAGAGUUGUCUGCAAGUUUGUCGUGUGAUGACGUGCUGAAAGAGAGUGACGGGAGUGAGAAGAGAGAAAAAUCUAUAUGUGUGUUACCGUUUUGGCUAUCUGGGCGGCCUUCACGAGGCCUGAAUUUUUGGUUUGCGAGUCGCAGUGGGUGUUAAAACGAAGCCGUGACCGAGCUGCGGCUUUGGCCUCUUCCACGAGUAAACGCUGGAGGGCAUCAGCGUUACCUUAUUGUAAAUAUACAUUCCUACGAGCUCACGAGUAAGAUAAUUAAAAUAAAUCUAACCACCCAGUUCGGUCGUACACAUCUCAGGAUUUGCACGGGUGUCUUACGAUCACUUUUAGCGUUUCAAAUGCAGUAACAGCCUAAUGAGGAAAAUUAAUUAAUUAAUUAUUAAUUAAUUUACAUCUGCCUGUGUCUGACAGACAAGAAAUGUUAAUUGUCAAGGAGACCAAACGUACGCAAGAUUGCUACUCUUUCCCAGUUUCAUUGCGUAAUAUCUACAUUAACGUGAGUUCCGAACACUGUGCUUUAACACAAUCAAAAGUAGCUAUGUUUUUCGUCAAGACGGUAACACAUGCAACCUUUUCAAUGUAUAAAAACGUUGCUCGCCGGAUCAUUUACGAAUAGCUUGCUUGUUAAAAAUGUCUCAUUUGUACCAAGUGGGCUGCAUUUUCGCAACCACAAUCAACGUAAAUGAAACGACCGGCAGACAAAGUGCUGUGAGAGUGCUUGAACGCUCCAAUGCAGGGACUACAGAGAUGUGACCUUUCUCUUCACUUGCUUAUCUGUUCUUCCAAACCUAAGCGAACGUUAUAUCUCCUUCACAAUACGCUAUGCUCUUUAUUUGUUAAGAAGCUUAUGCUUGUUGUUAGUGAGCUGUACCGCCACGUACAAAUCUUUUUGGAAAAGAACUUAGAGAGAUGUGCUCGAGAGACAAAAAUUAAAUGCAGCCAACUGCACUUAGUUACCGAAUCGCUACCAUGGUGCUUUUGAUAUUUAAAGAGGCUAACUUUGCCCCAACCGUCCCCAAGACAAGUGUCGCACGAUAACCCUCAGGAACUUGGUGGUCAUAUCUUAAAAACAAAAACAUCGUAUCAUACGGCGCCAUACACUACACAAGUUACAUAGACGUGUCAGAGUACGUAGGCAAGAAUCCCGGUUUUAUCCUUAGCAAUAAGUGGUAUUGUUAUAUUGUUCGUUUCAGGUAACUUCUGUUUAGGCAUGUGCAUGAAAUUUCAACGCCAAUUGACUCCACCCCUCUUCCCCGUCCCUUAUGUUAGCUUCACUGUCAACAAUGAUCUAGCAACAAAUCUUAUACGAAUAAAGUAUAGGUGUAUCACAGGCAUACAAGUACGUGCCACAAUACACGUACCAGUUUUCUGUGAAUGUGAUAAAGCACACAUUUCACUGAGUUGACCACCAAACGAAGAUUUUUUUUUCACGCGAACAGAUUACAGCGCUAAUAAACAGCUAUUAUUAAGCUUUAGCGUUUUGCAUCUCCUCACUGGACGGUAGCGAUGCGAAAGCGCAUGAAUCUUCACAGAAUUGCUCAGAAUCAUCCUAGCGCGCGUUUGCUCAGUAGUACGUUAUUAUUAGUACUUCCGCUGUAAAUAUAUGUUGUGCUAGCGAGUUGCUGUCCAUGACUUGCUGCUGUGGUAGUGAUUUUAUACAUCCAUCGUGCAAUUGUGUGGUUUGUUGCAAGCACAUGGGUGAUAAAAGAUACUACUACAGCGACCAACAGUGUCUGUGUUUCUCUUCGUUGUUGUUGUUGUUGAUGAUGAUUAUUAUAAGCGGUCGAUGACGUAGAAAAGUCAUAAGAAGCGAUAAGGCAUCUUUACAUCGAGAAUACCAGCAAAACAGAAACGAAGCGUGCACGGAGCAACUGCGACCAAUCCACGACGUUGACUUUUUGUGACUUGGUGCUUGAGGGCUCAGCUUAGGAAAACCAGAAAUUUUAACGCUUAUACGUAGCCUCGUGCACUGCAAUCCCCACCUAUGAAGCAUGCGUCUAGCAGAAACUAUUGUUAUCUUUCUAGCUGGUCAUCGCUUGUUGUGGAGCCUCCUUAAGUUCACUUAUAUGCACCUACAGCCGUUCGUCUAACGCUCCAGUCAUAUCACUGCUCAGACCGACAUGCGGACGAGGGCCUGAGCAGCGGUCUGACUUGAGCGCACGAAUUUAUGUUCUCGCACAGCACAAUUAGCUGCUUAAGCUUCUUUGUCAAAUUUCAAUGUGGCGCUUGUGUUAGCCGGAGUAGGAAAUUUUGUUGCCUCCAUGCACGCGUGCUGCAUUAACCUUACUUGUGCUUUUUUGACUACGAAAUAUU
Molecule: messenger RNA, 5181 nt
Organism: Dermacentor albipictus
Lineage: Eukaryota; Metazoa; Arthropoda; Arachnida; Ixodida; Ixodidae
Product: acetylcholine receptor subunit alpha-like
Biological process (GO): nervous system process; chemical synaptic transmission; monoatomic ion transmembrane transport
Cellular component (GO): neuron projection; postsynaptic membrane; synapse
Molecular function (GO): transmembrane signaling receptor activity; acetylcholine-gated monoatomic cation-selective channel activity
Source: RefSeq, a predicted model, not a curated record